Messenger RNA from Salvia miltiorrhiza (redroot sage), 1584 nucleotides. RefSeq names its product chalcone synthase. The record is from RefSeq and is a predicted model, not a curated record. Gene Ontology annotation, biological process: polyketide biosynthetic process. Gene Ontology annotation, molecular function: acyltransferase activity, transferring groups other than amino-acyl groups. The coding region runs from base 107 to 1279 and encodes 390 amino acids. Lineage: Eukaryota; Viridiplantae; Streptophyta; Magnoliopsida; Lamiales; Lamiaceae. The transcript has 2 exons.
AUCCCCCUAACUCUUUCCCAUCAACUAAAAUCCAAAUUCAAUUAAUUUGUCACACACACCUCCCAUCGCCUCCUCCGCAACCGAUACUUUUUCCGGCGAAACAAGAAUGGUGACCGUGGAGGAGAUCCGCCGUGCCCAGCGCGCCGAGGGCCCCGCCACCGUGCUCGCCAUCGGCACCGCCACCCCGCUUAAUUGCGUCGACCAGAGCACCUAUCCGGAUUACUACUUCCGCAUCACCAACAGCGAGCAUAAGACCGAACUCAAAGAGAAAUUCAAGCGCAUGUGUGAAAAGUCGAUGAUCAAGAAACGUUACAUGCACCUGACGGAGGAGUACCUGAAGGAGAACCCGAGCGUGACGGAGUACAUGGCGCCGUCGCUGGACCUGCGGCAAGACAUCGUGGUGGUGGAGGUCCCGAAGCUGGGGAAGGAGGCGGCGCAGAAGGCGAUCAAGGAGUGGGGGCAGCCCAAGUCGAAGAUCACCCACCUCGUCUUCUGCACCACCAGCGGCGUCGACAUGCCCGGCGCCGACUACCAGCUCACCAAGCUCCUCGGCCUCCGCCCCUCCGUCAAGCGCUUCAUGAUGUACCAGCAGGGCUGCUUCGCCGGCGGCACGGUGCUCCGCAUGGCCAAGGACCUCGCCGAGAACAACGCCGGCGCUAGGGUUCUGGUCGUCUGCUCCGAGAUCACCGCCGUCACCUUCCGCGGCCCCAGCGACGGCCAUCUCGACAGCCUCGUCGGCCAGGCCCUAUUCGGCGACGGCGCCGCCGCAGUCAUCGUCGGAUCCGACCCCGUCGUGGGAGUCGAGCGCCCCCUCUUCGAGCUCGUGUCGGCCGCGCAAACCAUCCUCCCCGACAGCGACGGCGCCAUCGACGGGCAUCUCCGCGAGGUGGGGCUGACGUUCCACCUCCUGAAAGACGUGCCGGGGCUCAUCUCCAAGAACAUCGAGAAAAGCCUGAAAGAGGCGUUCGGGCCGUUGGGGAUAACGGAUUGGAACUCCAUAUUCUGGAUCGCGCACCCCGGUGGGCCCGCGAUUCUGGACCAGGUGGAGUCCAAGCUGGGGCUGGAGGCCGAGAAGCUGCGCUCCACGCGGCACGUGCUGAGCGAGUACGGCAACAUGUCCAGCGCCUGCGUGCUGUUCAUACUCGACGAGAUGCGGAAGGCCUCCUCCAAGGAGGGGCUAACCACCACGGGAGAGGGCUUGGAAUGGGGGGUGCUCUUCGGGUUCGGGCCGGGCCUCACGGUCGAGACGGUCGUGCUGCACAGCGUCAACAUCAAUUGAAGUGGACCGGAUCGUACUUACUGCCCGGCCCGGCCUGGCCCGGCCCCCCGACCGUUUGAAUUUAUUUUAUUACUAUUACUAUUAAUAUUACUAUUACUAUUGCUAUUAUUAUUAUUGUUAAUUGGGUGUUAUGUUAUCCAAGAAAAUGGUAUGUGGGGUUCUCGAACCAUAAAUCAAGUUGUUGUGCGAAGACAUGUUAAUUAUGUUUGUCUAUUAUGAAUGACCAAUCGUUUCGAUGUGCAUUAUGUAAGUUUGUAAAUUUUUCUUUAAAUAAGACAUAUCAGUAUAGCAUCAAUAUUGUUUAA